UGUACACGAUCACACUUUCUUAAUUUUGGGCGCUGAAUAAUUAAUGCGACUGUUAUAAUGUGUUUUGACAUCUUAGCUCGCACACACAAGAAGUCAUCUUUUAUUGUACGCCAAAGAAAAGAAAAGAAAGAAAUCAUAGUUUUUUUGGGUUGUGUGUGUCUUUUGGUGGAGGAAUGCUUGUCACCUACUCCUUUUAAGUUCCCCCAAAAACACUUUUGUGAGUGAGAGAAAGAAGAAGAAGAAGAAGAAGAAGAAGUAGCAUAAGUGAUGGAUAGACACAAAUGCAAGCUUUGUUCAAGGUCUUUCUCCAAUGGCAGAGCCCUUGGUGGCCACAUGAAGGCUCACCUUGCUACUCUCCCUCUCCCUCCAAAGCCUCACUCUUAUUCCUCUUCCUCUGACUCAGAACAAGAACAAGAACAAGAAUCUCUUAAUUAUGCUUUAAGGGAGAAUCCUAAGAAGAGCUUCAGGGUUGCGGAUCCUGAAGACAGAGAGAGCGAAACAGAGUCUAGAAACCCCACUCGCCAACGAUCCAAGCGCAACCGGAAAUCCACCAUGCCGAAGCUCACACCGCCACCCCACCCCGAACCCGAGCCUCUCAGCUCCGUCUCCGACACCUCCCCCGAAGAAGACGUCGCCAUGUGCCUCAUGAUGCUCUCCCGCGACACGUGGCAGCAACACAAGCACGCCAAUGCAGCUACACCUAAGAGGCGCUGCAGUAGCGGAUCAGAGAUCAAGAAAAAUGUCCGCGGGAACCACCUCUGCCACAAAUGUCACAAAUCCUUUCGAUCUUCUCGCGCGUUCGGAAGCCACAGAAAUGUGUGUUGUCCCCGCGAGGAAGGCCAAAAUAAUUACAACAACAACCGUAGCACUAAGGUUUUCGAAUGUCCGUUCUGUUACAAGGUGUUUGGCUCUGGCCAAGCGCUCGGUGGACACAAGAGAUCUCACCUAAUUCCUUCCUCGUCUUCAACCGUUAACGAUUCUGUUAAGUUGAAACAUAGCUUCAUAGAUCUCAACUUGCCGGCUCCGGCGGAAGACGACGACCUUAGCGUUGUUUCUGAUGCGUAAUUCGAUCUCGAUAUGUUUAAUUGUUCAAUGUUUAGUUGUCUGGUGGUGUUACUGAUAAAGUGGAUUUUUUUUCUUCUUCUUCUUUUUUUUUUUUAAAAGUAGGUGAGAAUAUUUCAUUGUUUAUUAACAGAUCAAAUGCUCUUGAUUCUACAAUGAUAGCUGAGUAUAAGUGAUGUUCUGUGUCUUUUUUUUUUAACUUUUCGACAGGUAGAAGAUAUGACUAGAGUUAUAACUUACAUGGUGAAUUUUAUUGGUUUAUACGCAACUUGGUUCAUCGUACUAUUAGGUUUUAAACGUAGUUUCAAUGCAAAUUUGAGAUUUGGUUGUGGACCAAUAACUCUGGCCUUUUAAGUAGCUGCAAUUCUGUUUUAAUGCUUUUGUUCAGUUUCACCUGUUUCUAACUUGUCCUUACAGCUUGCACUUUUGGUUAGAAUGAAUAAAUAAAUCGCUUCUUUUUC
Glycine soja is the source of this 1523-nucleotide messenger RNA. Its product is annotated as zinc finger protein ZAT4-like. The record is from RefSeq and is a predicted model, not a curated record. Bases 268 to 1065 code for a protein of 265 amino acids. The transcript has a single exon. Lineage: Eukaryota; Viridiplantae; Streptophyta; Magnoliopsida; Fabales; Fabaceae. Gene Ontology annotation, biological process: regulation of DNA-templated transcription.